This is a messenger RNA of Medioppia subpectinata, 1134 nucleotides long. The record is from the annotation of a GenBank genome assembly. Lineage: Eukaryota; Metazoa; Arthropoda; Arachnida; Sarcoptiformes; Oppiidae.
AUGUUGGGCUCAAACAAAAAUAUAGCAACGGUUGCGGGCAAUGUUAGCCACCUGUGCCGCUACCUCGACGAACCCGUACCCCUGCCAUACCUGGCGUACAUCGUGUCCAUCGGUGACUAUAAGUUUGGUAUUUACCUGAAUUAUAUCGACGAAAGAGAGUGUGAUAUAUCGGUUGUCAAUGAGUUUGGGACCAAAGAAACAGUAGAUGUGCUGCGAAUCGUCGACUAUAAAACUGAGGCGAGAUAUGGGGUCCGGGCUUUGGACCCGAACUUUGUGGACGACAAUCGUGUGAAAGAGCUGCCGGUGAGAGACGCCGAGUUCAUGCGCGCCGUCAGGGCUGCGGUACUGCCCGGCAGUCAACAACUGGUCGACUGUACAAACAUUGAGUUCGUUGUCAUGCAUUUCGGGCGCACCUCUCGGGUGAUCGAGUUGUGUCUCAAGGAAUUGGGUUUUGUGAAGGGCCGCCACUUUACCACAUAUGAGUGUUUGGCCGCCAAAGGCAGUGAACGGCAACUGUUUUCGCCCGCAUUUAAACUGAACGUCGACUCAAAAGUAGCGCCGGACACGUCUCGGCUCAUCGUCGGCCUGAGUAACGACGGCUGCCAACUGUUUGUGUACGAGAAGGGCUCUGACGGCAAGUGGACGCUCUUCACGCACGAAGAGUUGGCCCAUCUGUUGCUGUGGUGGGCAAACGUCCGCUACAAAUACCACAAAGCCAUCAGACAGGCCAGAGGGCAACACCGGGAGCGGCCCUGUCAUGUGUACGGACUCAAUGAGCACAGCACUGGUUUUGUAGCCAAUUUCUGCGCCCGAGAGGGACUCACGUUAGAGACGCACAGAAAUAUGGCAGACUUGUUGAUCAUCACCGAAGAUGUGUAUCAGAAGAGGGUUACGGCUGUCGAUCCGGCGGACUAUGAAAGCGGUGCCGUCGAGUACUACGAGACACCGCCCGACCCGAUGCUCAUUGUCAUCGGCACUGACGGCCGCUUUAUAUGCGAUCCCGAGUAUAUGCCUGUUUGGGACGGCAUCGGCGCCUCUCUGCACGUCAUAUAUAUGGCUAUAUAUCUGAAUGGCAUCAUUCGGGGCACUCUUCGCAGCCAUUUGGACAUAAUUCACAAAACAUGUCAGCAGUAG